Molecule: messenger RNA, 1587 nt
Organism: Papaver somniferum (opium poppy)
Lineage: Eukaryota; Viridiplantae; Streptophyta; Magnoliopsida; Ranunculales; Papaveraceae
Product: B3 domain-containing protein REM16-like
Exons: 5
Coding region: 295-1368 (357 amino acids)
Molecular function (GO): DNA binding
Source: RefSeq, a predicted model, not a curated record
AUGGUAUAAGAAAUACUGAGAAAACAAGUCUUGAUGAAAGAAAAGACUUCAAAUGGUGAAAAGAAAACAGCGGAUCAUAAAGUAGAGUUUCUGGAGUUGAAGCUGCUGGAAGAUGAAGAUUGGAGGAAGAGUACAGUACUUUGCUGAACAUGAUAAGAGAAAAUUUAAGUUUCAUAAAUCACUUUCUUACCAAAAUGAAAAACUUAAAGACAAAGAUACGAGUUUACAAGGCUAGAAGUGUGAAAACAAGGGUUCAAAGUUUCUGAGUUUGGAGAUAAAGAUUAAGGGGUUUCUAUGGAUCAAGGAUUCAAAGCAGAUAGGAGAAAUAAUGAAGAUGUUGAAAAGUUUAAACUAGUGCAUUUCUUCACAACUCUCUCAAAGAAUUUUCCCUCCCAACUUAAAUUCCCAGAGAAGUUUGUAAGGAAAUGUUUGAGGAAAGAAUUAUCAAACAUUAGUACUGUGAGUCUUAGAGGACCUAUUGGUCGAAUUUGGACAGUUGAAUUGAUCAGAAAAGGAAGUGAGGAUGAUGAUGAUGAAAAGAGAUUGUAUUUGGGAAAGGGAUGGGAGAUAUUUGUCAAGGAACACCAUCUGAAAGAAGGUGAUGUUUUGUUUCUGAAAUACAAAUUAGGGGGUUCAGUUUUUGAUGUAUUAGUGUUUGAUGAUGAAAACUUCUGUGAGAAAGAAACUUCAUAUUUUGUUAGGAAUUGCAAGAAUGAAGGUUGUCAUAGGAGUAACGGCCGGUUGAAUGAGCGAAAAAGAGUAGAAAGAGAACCUUAUGCGGAAAUCAGUGAACCUAAGAGGUUGCCUAAGAAAGUGAAAGGAAAACGAAUCACCAGUAGCGAUGAUGAAGAUGAGGAUAGUGGUAGCAAAACAUCACGAUUGCCUGGUCGGAAAGGCAAAGUUCCAGCUUCUGUUAAGCGCGAGCAAGAUUCAGAAGAGGAAGAAAGCCAAGUAGACCGAAUGGCGCUUGUGUUGAGGAACGGAGCUCCUAAAGUAAAAGGUGCAGCUUAUCCACAAGCUCUCCAUGAAGGUACACACAAGGGAAAGCCACAUUUUGUUAUAGCCAUGAAAUCUACACAUGUGUCAAGCAUCUUCACCAUGACAGUUCCUGUCAACUUUUCAACUAAGAAUAUACCUCGUGCAACUAAAUUUGCAUCCCUCAAGGUGAAUGGUAAAACAUGGUUAGCUGAAUAUGUAUCUUUUGGAGCAUGUAAGAGUUCUGGAUUCCGCGGUCGGGGAUGGAGAGAUUUUGUACGCAGUAACAAGCUUAAAGUGGGAGAUGUCUGCCUGUUUGAGACUACUUCAUCGUCGUCGUCUAAAACUUCAAAGAAAUCAAUCAAUCUUGAUGUUACCAUCUUUCAUAAGUAAGAUGUUCUGUUAAGGUGACAUAUUAUGUGCAGCAACAAGUAGAAGAUCAGACUUGUUUCAUUUCUGUUUACUAGUUGUUCUACUAUGUACCUAGUUCCAAACUAUAUUUUAGAUUCGAAUGUUGACUGUUAUGUUAUUAGAUCUUGGUAUGAGACUGUGUUGUUGCUAGAUGCAUUGGCACUGAACAAUUCAUCUAUAUUUUAUUAGGUCUUGGUAUGA